CAUAAUUCAUAGUUUACUGAUCCUUCAUCAGAUCCUUAAUCUGUUGAGGGGUUUUUUAAAAUAAGAUAAUUCUUAAAAUUACUUGAUUUUCCUCGAACUUUUUAAACAGCCUCCGUAUCAUUUCAGACUUCCCCAUGUUUACAGUUACCCAAUAAUCGUUUGCUGUAUUCUCAAGUUUAUUAAAUGUGUAUAAUCCUACAUAUUAUUUCAUAAAACUGAUAAAUGUUUUAUUGAUGACACGUUGACCUUUAAAAUGUUAUUACUCCCGAUUUUCUUCUCGGCAUAAAUACAGGUAACUUGUUGUGGAGAAGCAGAUUUUGUUUUGCCGGCAAAGAUGCAUCUUCUGUGCAAGACUGUUGUUUUACUAACGGUGGUAGUUGCAAUAAGGGCUGAGAAAAAUGAUCUGACAAGAGAUUUAAAAGUCAUCCUACCAAGUGGUGAUAAGAUGUCUGUUAUAGGAUUUGGAACUGGAGGUGUAAGAGGUAUAAGAGGAAUUGAAAAUGUAACAAAAAUUUUAGAUGAUGUCUUAGGUGCAGGAUACAGGCUAAUAGAUACGGCUGCUGCUUACGAAAAUGAAGAAGAUAUCGGAAAGGCCUUAAAAGAACUUUUGCCCAAAUAUAAUCUGACGAGGAAGGACAUUUUUGUUACUUCAAAAUUAGCCGCAAGUAAAGAAGCCUUUGGUGAAAAUGCUUACAAGGCUUUAAAGCAAUCAUUUCAACGUUUCGGCUUUGACUAUAUUGACUUAUACCUUAUUCAUUUCCCUGGAUACUUCCCACCUCCUGGACCAAACACGAACUUCUCAACAUUGAGGGACGAAACCUGGAAACAGCUGGUAAAAGGUCAGAAAGAAGGUUUAACAAGGAACCUUGGAGUGUCGAAUUAUAAUAUCAGACAUCUAACAGAAUUGUUAAAUAAUGACCAUGGAGUUAAACCCGCGGUGAAUCAGGUGGAAUGGCAUCCAGAAUAUCAUCAAGAUGAGCUUCUGGAAUUUUGUAAAAAACAAGGAAUAGCAUUGCAAGCUUACUUUUCUUUGGGAGGCGUUGAAAAUAAAACGACUUUACUGGAAAAACCUGACGUUAAACACAUCGCAACCAAAUUAGGAAAAACUCCUGGACAAGUUCUUUUGAGGUGGGCUGUACAACAAAAUGUAUUGGUAAUUCCGAAGUCUCGAAGCAGAAAGCAUAUGGAGCAAAACUUGGAUCUGAAUUUCGAAAUACCUGAAUAUGAUAUGAAUAUUUUGAGUAAUUUAAAACAGCCGGGCAAAUACAUUUGGAACCCAGACACGAUUAUAUGAUGUUCUGUUUUAACAUAAAUUAUUAUGUAUUAUUUUUUGUAUAUUUUUCAAAAUAAAUGAAAUUUGAGUUUAAAUAUAUCAUCGUGUUAAAGAAUGACAACUUUGAAAG
Molecule: messenger RNA, 1403 nt
Organism: Psylliodes chrysocephalus
Lineage: Eukaryota; Metazoa; Arthropoda; Insecta; Coleoptera; Chrysomelidae
Source: the annotation of a GenBank genome assembly